Messenger RNA from Gongylonema pulchrum, 951 nucleotides. The record is from the annotation of a GenBank genome assembly. Lineage: Eukaryota; Metazoa; Nematoda; Chromadorea; Rhabditida; Gongylonematidae.
AUGCUGGUCGGCUGUCGAUUCGAGCGGCUGUCGCUGUCUGCGGCCUGGUUGGCUCUGGCUGGCUUCAGCAGGAGGGGUGCUGCGGUUUCGGCACGAGGCGCUAAGGAGAAUCUGAAUGUUGGCACAAUUGGACACGUUGACCACGGAAAGACCACGCUCACCGCUGCCAUAACACGUGUGCUUUCCACCAAAGGAAAGACAAAAUUCGUGAAAUUUGAAGAAAUUGACAAGGCAAAGGAGGAACAAAAGCGUGGCAUAACGAUAAAUAUAGCCCACGUGGGCUACGAAAGUUCUUUGCGUCGAUAUGCGCACACCGAUUGCCCCGGACACAGUGAUUUCAUUAAAAAUAUGAUAUGUGGAGCCACGCAAAUGGAUGUCGCCAUUUUGGUGAUUGCUGCCACUGAUGGUGUGAUGGCACAAACAAAAGAGCAUGUUUUACUGGCGAAACAGGUGGGUGUUAGCAAUAUUGUUGUGUUCGUGAAUAAAAUUGAUCUGGUGGACGAUGAUGUCGCGACGCUGGUAGAAAUCGAAGCACGCGAAUUAUUGGAACAACAUGGGUAUAAAGACGAAUCAGUGGUUGUUGUAAAAGGUUCGGCAUUGAAGGCUCUGCACGACGAUGAUGAAGAGUGUAUUGAAAAGCUGAUUUCUGCACUGGACGCCAUUCCUCUUCCGAAGAGGCUGCAAGAUGAACCGUUUUUAAUGCCUGUGGCAUCGCGAGUGUCGAUCACCGGAAGGGGAACAGUUAUCGUUGGGACAAUAGAACAGGGCAAGCUGAAAAAGGGUGAUAAGAUUGAAAUCAAAGGCGAAGGCGAGUGCUUGAAUUCAGUCGCCUCUGAUAUACAAGUCUUCAAGAAAAGUGUCGCUGAAGUAAGUUGUUCAAAUUUUGAUUUUUCUUUAGUGCUGGUGACUGCUGGGAAAAUUAAGCCCUGUAUGAUUUGUUGUGGUGGUUAA